This is a messenger RNA of Parnassius mnemosyne (clouded apollo), 693 nucleotides long. The record is from the annotation of a GenBank genome assembly. Lineage: Eukaryota; Metazoa; Arthropoda; Insecta; Lepidoptera; Papilionidae.
AUGCCAAGUACAUCAUCUGCUACAAUUAGUAAGUCAAGUACAUCUGCAACUACUCUUACUACUGGUAAUAAUGAGCCAAGUCUCUCUGGUACAACAUCCGAGUGGCUAAAACAAAAACUCGACUCAAUAGAGUGGCACAUGCCUACUCAAGAAGGUCCAACGCCCAUGAAAUAUACCGGGCCUAUUUCAGGCUUCAAAGAAAUAUACUCAGGUAUUCUUGCUAAUGCUUCGCCAAUAGACUAUUUCGAUUUGUUUAUGACUAACGAAAUUAUUCAGCAUAUUGUAGACCAAACGAAUUUAUACGCCACGCAGCAACUACUGUCAAAUGAUAUUCCUUCAGGUUCUAGGCAACAUGCCUGGGUUCCUGUUACCUUGGAUGAAAUGAAAAAAUUUCUCGCACUCAUUGGUUGGAUGGGAUUGGUGAAGCUGCCAUCGAUAAAAGACUACUGGCGCGUUCAUAAGCUCUACAAUAUUCCAUUAGCACGAACUGUAAUGCCUAGGAACAGAUUCGAGUUGCUUCUCAAAUUUAUUCACUUCUCAGAUAAUACAUUAGCUGACCCAAGUGACCGACUUUACAAGUUGAGAGAUAUACUUGACAAGUUUAUAAAUAACUACAAGAAAACAUACACACCGGGAGAAAAAAAUAUGUGUCGACGAAUCGCUGAUACCUUGGCGCGGACGACUUUUGUUUAG